AACCGCUGAUGUAAACUAGUGAUGGCUGCCUUCAUGACUUAUAAUGGUUGAAACGGGUGAUGUGUCGUCAAGCUGAAAGGAGAGUAUCAAUAAUAGGAAUUGUGUGAAUAAAAGACAUUUGUCGCCAACUGAAUGGUCAUCGUAGUAUUUAUCUGCAGAAUUUAGAAGUAGUUGCUCCUUUUGCAUUGUUUUUAACUCGUUUGUACAUGUAGAUUACAAUGGUUAAAUUAUACGCAUUGUCCGUUUUAUACAAGGCUCCCACCUCAGCUACGGCACUGAAAACUGCAUAUGAUGUGGAAUCGUUCUCCUUCUUUCAGCGAAGUAGCAUCAAAGAAUUCAUGGCUUUUAUUAGUAAAACGAUGACUGAAAGGACACAGAUCGCGGCAAGACAAAGUAUCAAAGAAAAGGAAUAUAUGUGCCAUAUCUAUGUCAGAGGAGACAGCUUGGCAGGUGUAGUAAUUUCGGAUCAUGAAUAUCCACAUAGAGUAGCUCAUACGUUAAUUACAAAAGUAUUAGAUGAAUUUGCUUCCAUACACCCAUCAAAUACAUGGCCGUCAUUGUGCGAAGCUACUUCGAAUUUCCCACAAGUUAAUACGUACUUAGCGCAGUAUCAAAAUCCCAGGGAAGCAGAUGCGCUCACAAAGAUGCAGUACGAUCUGGACGAAACAAAAAUAAUUUUACAUAACACGGUAGAAGCUGUGUUGCAAAGAGGCGAGAAAUUAGAUGAUUUAGUCUCUAAAUCGGAGGGUCUCAGCAUGCAAUCGAAAGCCUUUUAUAAGACGGCACGGAAAACCAAUUCUUGUUGUAGCUUAACAGCUUAGAAACUGUUUGCUGUAUUAUAUUUUAAUAAUCCUCAUUGUCACUUUACUGUUGUUAAUGUGCAAGAGACACCAUCAAAUAACGCCAAAUGGCUUUCGUAAAUGUCAGGAUGAUGUUUGGAAAUCAAGGAAACUUUAAUUUCCAAAAUAAAUCCUUUCCAUUCAUCCAUGCCGUCUGGCAAAUAUAUGGCGACUGCUCCUUUCUGCGAAUUGCCAGUUGUCGCAGUCACUGCCAGUACUUCCAGAAUAAAGUUGUCGACCGACUUGUAUGGCGCAUGCAAAAUGGUGUAAACAUUUCCUGGUAGGUAGUAUUUCUACUACCAAACGGUCCUAAAUUGUCACAAGCUAGUUAAGUAGCGGUGCUUAUUCUGGUCCAUACCAUUGAGCCGUACAUGGUGAUGUAGCAGAAUUUUUGAGGUACCGUGGACUGACAUUCCAACAUUAGAGAUCUAGUGGUUACACGGUACAAUAGAAAUUAUUGAAAAUCCCUUGAGCUGUUAACAUACUGGAAGAAAAGUAUAAAACAAGUUAUGUACAUGUGUGCUUUAUGAUAAAAAAAAACAAAUGAAUCAUGAUAUUCAAGUAUAUUCAAUAUUCAAUUGUUUUUAACCGAGAUUAUCUUUUAUCUUAUAUGUAAGAAAUUUGUGUAACAUUCUUUAGAAGUUUUAUUGCCAAUCAAUUAUUGCUGUAUAUAAAUAUUUUUUAAAUGUUUCAACUUCUUUGCCAUUACAAUCUGGUAAUAGUGACCGUACCUUUAGCGAAUUCAUGUUACAUAUUGUUUUUUUCUAUUUCAUGUUACAUAUUGUUUUUUUCUAUUUCAUGUUCCAAUAAAUCAACUAAGUGAAAAUUUGAGCAAACAAAGGACAAUGUGUAAAAACGACAUAAAUUCAAUCGUUUAAGCAAACUCAGUGCAAUGUAUGAUUUUAAAGUGCGACGUUUUCAAACUGCAAACCGUAUAUAAUCAAGCGUCUAUGUGGUUGGUGUUUGCAUGUAGUUAUGCGUUUGAUGAACAUUUUUAAUAAUUCUGAUUGUAUCCUAAUAUCAUGGAAAUAAUACGCCUUGAUGACACGUGAGAGCUGAGCAAGACUACAACAGUAUGUGUACAUUUGAAGAUAUAUCAAUAUAUUAUAUUGUAUACGUUUAACUAUUUGUAAUUAUUGUACCAAAAAGUACAAGAAAAGUGACGUGUUCGAGUUAAUUUAAAUAAAGAACGUUUUCAAAUAAGGCAAAAA
Molecule: messenger RNA, 2050 nt
Organism: Orussus abietinus
Lineage: Eukaryota; Metazoa; Arthropoda; Insecta; Hymenoptera; Orussidae
Gene: Ykt6
Product: synaptobrevin homolog YKT6
Exons: 4
Coding region: 219-821 (200 amino acids)
Biological process (GO): endoplasmic reticulum to Golgi vesicle-mediated transport
Cellular component (GO): Golgi apparatus
Molecular function (GO): SNAP receptor activity
Source: RefSeq, a predicted model, not a curated record